Drosophila virilis is the source of this 4529-nucleotide messenger RNA. The record is from RefSeq and is a predicted model, not a curated record. NCBI's taxonomy places the organism in Eukaryota, Metazoa, Arthropoda, Insecta, Diptera, Drosophilidae.
UCCACGUACGGUUCUCGUUCUCGCUGCUGCGUCGCCUCUGUUCGACGCUAUCGUCGUCGCCGUUAGUUGCCGUUAGUUUGUUUGUUGUCGUCGCGCUUUCAACUUCGUCGCCCCGUAGCUGCCGCAGCCCAAAAAUCAGCCAACAGACUUUUAUAAUUUUUUGCCUGUCGCUGCUGUAGCUCGCGUCCGUUUACCGUUUCAAUUCCAGCGCUAAGUCGCUGGCGCAGGCGAUUCGCUCGCGUUUUAUUUGCGCGCGCGUUUUUUUCUUGCCCAGCUCGCGAUCUUUUGCCCGCGGCUUAUCGACGGAUCGAGCCAGCGAUUAAUUCUGUUAUCACAUCGGUCGAUCAAAACAUUCAAGAAUACCGAUAUAUUUGGACUUUUGUGCGUGACCAAUUAAAGAACUUGCUGCAGAACAUAACGGAACUUAACAGUGUGAAAAAAUACGUAGUUAAAAACUCAAAAUAAACAUAUUUAUUAUAGGCUAUAUAAAAGCUAAAGUUGUGAAUUUCGUGAAACUAAUCAAACAAUAAGUUGAAACAAAAGAACCAGACUAAAAGUGUAGAAAAAGAGCUAAUUUCCCAGUGUUGAAAAACGAAAACAUAUAUCAAACUAAACACAUUUUACUCUCAACUCAAUUAAACGCGUUGGCCUCUAUAAAAACUCCCCUGGCCGCGUCCUGUUGCUCAGAUAAUGUAAAAUCAGCGUAUGCUCAAUAAAGAAAAGCUUACACAAAAAAAAAAACAAAAACAAAACAAAGCAAAGCAAAGCAAAAAAGCUGCUAAACUUACAAACAAUAAUCAAGUUAAAGCAUAUUUAUAUAUAAACGUUUGUUCGAAUCAAAAUUAAACUAUACAACUCUUAGCCAAGAUAGGCUUCAAGUACCCCAAGCUAUCAGCCAUCCCCAAGCUUUGUAAACAGAUAAAAAAAAGCAAGUGUAAACGCUACAACAAGAACUCAUACAAAACGCUACCAUCUAUGCUAAAUAUAUAUAUAUGUAUACCUUAUAUAUAUAGGUGCUGAUCUGUGCUAAGAGCUGUUUAUCUAAAAAACAAAACAAAAAAGAACCCAAACAAAGCCAACGUCAUAAACGUAAAUCGCGCAACAUUUCUAGUCGCCAGCUAAGCUAUCUAUAUAGUCUCCCCAGCUAAAAACUAUAUAUUUAUAUAAUAUACAUAUAUAUAUCUAUAAUACCCAUAUAUAUAUAUAUAUAUAUUAUAAUACUGAAGAGUUGCCGCUAAGAUGGCCAACGUUGUGAAUAUGAACAGCCUGCUGAAUGGCAAGGACUCGCGCUGGUUGCAGCUGGAGGUGUGCCGCGAGUUUCAGCGCAACAAAUGCUCGCGCCAGGAUACGGAGUGCAAGUUCGCCCAUCCGCCGGCCAAUGUGGAGGUGCAGAACGGCAAGGUUACCGCUUGCUAUGACAGUAUCAAGGGACGCUGUAAUCGUGAUAAACCGCCGUGCAAAUAUUUUCAUCCACCACAGCAUUUGAAGGAUCAGCUGUUGAUAAACGGACGCAAUCAUCUGGCCCUAAAGAAUGCACUGAUGCAACAAAUGGGCAUCGCGCCCGGCCCGCCGGUCAUAUCGGGCCAAGUGCCAGCCGUGGCUACAAAUCCCUACUUGACUGGCAUACCAGCCAACACAUACAGUCCUUACUAUGCCGGACACUUAGUGCCUACUUUGCUGGGACAUGAUCCGACGGCCGUUGCCUCACAGCUGGGUACGGUGGUGCCACAGACCGUUCAGGUGGCACAACAGAAAAUUCCACGCUCCGACAGAUUAGAGGUCUGUCGCGAAUUCUUGCGCGGCGCCUGCAAACGGGCCGAGUCGGAAUGCCGGUUCGCGCAUCCGCAGGAGAGCGUUGCGCGGCACGACGAUGGUUCCAUAACGGUUUGCAUGGACGCCGUGAAGGGCAGAUGCGCACGUGACCCCUGCCGCUACUUUCAUCCCCCCCUGCACCUACAGGCACAAUUAAAAGCGGCCCAAACACGCGCCACCGCUGUCGCUGCUGCAGCUGCGAGCUCACCUCUUGCGGCACACCAACAACUCAAUCAGCAUCAGCAACAACAACAACAACAACAACAACAACAGCAACAGCUGCAGAACCACCUCCACAACAACAACACCAUCCCAACGGCCGGCGGCGUCGCUGCUGGCGCAACAACAACACCAACAGCAACAACAACAACAAACAACGCUGCCGCUGCCGCUGCUGCUGCCGCCGCCGCCGCCGCUGCCGCUGCUGUCAUGGGUCAUCACACACUGGAAGUGGGCAAGAAGCGGUCAGCGGAUCCUGAAAUGUUUCCACUGCAAUUCUCUGGCAUGGUACCGUUCAAACGUCCAGCUGCCGAAAAGUCUGGCAUUCCAGUGUAUCAACCCGGUGCGACAACCUAUCAACAAUUAAUGCAGCCCUACGUGCCAGUGUCAUCAAACACUAAAAUGCCACCUCUUAAUGCUUCCUGUGUUAUCUACACCGAUGCCAGCGGCCAGUUACUGGACACCCUCCCGGUGUGCCAAGAUUUUAAUAGAUCUAUGUGCAGUCGGUUAAAUUGUAGAUUCGUUCAUUUAACUGAAGAUGACAAGGUCGAGGUGAUUGAUCAACGUGUUGCUGUCUGUCGGGAUCAUGCCAAUAGCCAGUGCCGUCGUAAACAGUGUAAAUACUAUCAUAUACCGAUUGUCUUGCCACCGGCCAAUAUAAUGGCCGCCAUGAUCACCAAUCCCAGUGAGCAGCAGGCGGCUGCUGGCAGUGUGGUGGCAACAACCACGGCAGCAGCAGUUGCUGCCGGCUAUAACAACAGCAACAACAAUUUGAUCAUCAUUGAGCCGCAUCAGCAGCAACAGCAACUGCAGCAGCAGCAACAACAACAGCCGCAGCAGCAAUACAGUUAUCACACCAACAACACUAACUACUAUCACAGCAACACAAAUAAAGCAGCAGCAGCAGCCACACACCACGCCAGCAACAUGUAUCAGCAACAUCAUCAUCAGCAGCAACAGCAGCAACAACAACAGCAUAUUACUUACCACUGCAGCUCACCGUACUCCCCCUCGUCGGCCUCCUCAUCAUCCUCCUGUUCCAUAGCCACAUCUCCCACACUAUCGUCGGCCACCACGCUGUCUACCACAUCGACGGCAACAAUGCCUACACCGCAGCAACAAUAUGCUGCUGCUGCUGCUGCGGCACCGACAGCGGCAUUUCUCAAGGCGCCCGCCUACUAUACCGAUGCCACGCCUACUCUGGUGCUAAGCAGCGAUUACAAUUCUAACUGCAUACCCAUUCAGGCAGCGCCCUUCAUCUCGCUGCCGCAGCAACAUGUCCUAAAGUACACGACGCCGCAGCAGCAGCAACAGCAGCAACAUCACGGCCUGAUACACCAUCAGCAACACGCGUAUGUGGGUCAUCAUUAUCCGGUGGUGGCCACCACAGUGGCUGCUCUGCCGGCCACCACAAUCACCGUUACGCCGGCCACAAUAGCCGCGCCCUCAUCCUGCAUCUAAACAAGCACACGCACACACACACACACACACGCAUUGACAGCAACACACAGUAAAAUAGAAUCGAAUUAAAUUUUGAUGCAAAUUAAAGGUUGAUAUGAACUAUUUACAAGAGCAACAAACAUUAUGGGGAAAUAACACAAAAAAAAAAAUAAUAAAAACUAAAAAAUAUAAAAUAUAUAUAUUGAGAAAUCUACAUAACUUUUUCGUACGUAUAGCAAGACUUUAACGUAAGCAUCAGAUUUACACACAAUCGACAUACAUAAAGAGAAAACAUUGAGUGACAACUCUACAAUAUUAGAAAACCACAAAAAAAUAAAAGAAAAUUACAAAAAAAAAAAUGUUUAGUGUUGUUAAAUGAGAAACAGAAAAAUUUAGCAAUUAAAAUAAUUGAAAUUGACAAAAAAAAAUAAAUAAAUAAAAUAAAUAAAUAAUUAUACCAAAAUGGGAAAAAGGCAGUUGCAUUAAAAUUAGUUACAAACUAUUUUAAACUCUAGUGUUCCAUAUUUCAAUACAAAUACAAAUAAAAUAUAAAUAAAUAUUAUUAUAACAAUGAAAGUAAACAUUUAGUAAGGAGUGUUAAUAAUAUAGCAGUCGAUAAGCCUAAUGAAAAGUCUACAACAAAUUACAUUGAAAAUAGUCAAAAUUAAUCAAAACGAGUAAACAUUCAUAGGCCAUGGUUAAGCAGCAACAACAAAUACGAGUAUGUUAAAACAAAAACAACAUCAACGAGCAACAAACAACAAAAAUAAAUAAUAAAAAAUAUAUAAGUACAGUCACGUCCUAUUUUUGCAACAACGAUUUACUACCAAACAAAAAUGAAAAUAAGCAGAUGAAGAGCAAGAAAUGCGCAAGGCAAACAAUUUCAAAGGAUUUUUUUAAAAAUACAAAAGAAAACCAUAUUCCUUUUUUUACAUUUUAUAAAACCAACAAACAAGCGAAUCAGCAACUACAGCAAAAAACAAAAUAACAAACGAAAAUCCAAAUAAAAUGUAAUAAACAUAUUUUUUUAUAUACUAAUUACAAUACACAAUGCGAAA